AUGACCGCUGAGUGCUUCUACCUGGUGGCGCUUGUCACCACCGCCAUGACCAUCACAAUGUCGAACGUGACCGUCUACCCGGAGGGCAUCAGCACAACCGUAGACGGCACCCCUAUCAUCGUCCACAACAUUUCCCCAGAUUGGAUUCAAACCUCAUCGAUGAGCAUCAGCUCCACGACGGAGGAGUUCGCCGUCGUUAUGAUGGAUCCGAUUCGAGCUCACGCGAGGGCGGCUGUCACAAUUAGCGAUUCUCCCACCGCUGUCAAUGCAGACGUCAAUGUUUCCAUCUACGGAGGCUUUAACAUCACCAAGACCCCUCAUGACGACGGCUGCCGCCCCAAAUCCUUCGUAGUGGACUUCUGCAGGAUGUAUAUGGAGGUCAGUGGGACAGUGGACACCAUCGGCAAGCUACCGGGUGGCGCGCAGAGCAUCUGCGACGUCGUCAGCCAGGUCGCUGAUGAUCUCAUGGCCCCUGCCCCAUUUAUUGAGUACCCGCCUGUUAUGGAGGGCGCGUCGGAUAUCGCGAAGUCGACCUACCUCUUGAGGUACCGUUUGGUGAACAUCCUCUCAGAGAACACAGGAUUGCCUGUGGAAGCGCACUUCGUGCGCAAGAAUGUGUUGCGGGUUGCGGUCGGCUCAUUCCUCCGCACUAGCAUCCUCUUUGACUCCUCCUACGACUACGACGUCGAGGUGCUGGAUGCUAUGGGGGUAAUGUCACAGUGGGCCAAGAAAAAGCUCAACAUUUCCGUCGACCCCCGGAACCGCACGACACUAAAGAUCCCGUUCCACGGCGGUGCUGUCACGAUCCCGACGCUGCGCAGCAUUGUCCACCAGGCGAUCAAGGAGAACGCGUUGGCGACGCUGCGGACACGUGUGCCGCGCGGUGCUUCAUUGUCCUACGAUGUUGUCAUCCACGACUUUCAGUGCACCUUUUUCAACACGGUUUGCUCCAUUCCUGUGUCGAACGGCGUGCAGGUGAUCAACUCUCGGUUCACAGGAAUGGGUGACCUCGGCACUAUCCUGGAUAACACAGUCAGUGCUUCGAUGGACAUUCUUCUCACCAACAUCACAACAGUCGCAUUGAAGGUGGUGGGCAGCACUUUUGGCCAUCGCAUCUAUCUGCCCGUGUUCUGA
Leishmania braziliensis MHOM/BR/75/M2904 is the source of this 1134-nucleotide messenger RNA. RefSeq lists its product as hypothetical. The record is from RefSeq and is a predicted model, not a curated record. Lineage: Eukaryota; Euglenozoa; Kinetoplastea; Trypanosomatida; Trypanosomatidae. The transcript has a single exon. The coding region runs from base 1 to 1134 and encodes 377 amino acids.